Bombina bombina (fire-bellied toad) is the source of this 862-nucleotide messenger RNA. RefSeq names its product nicotinamide riboside kinase 2. Bases 189 to 791 code for a protein of 200 amino acids. Lineage: Eukaryota; Metazoa; Chordata; Amphibia; Anura; Bombinatoridae. The record is from RefSeq and is a predicted model, not a curated record. The transcript is spliced from 8 exons. Gene Ontology annotation, cellular component: cytoplasm.
GUCCGCCCUUUCUUCGCCAGAUGGUGAAUGUGAUAGAUCGAGGUAUUCACUGUCCGCAAUGGAAGCCCGCUUAACUAGCUGACGAUUCAUUUAUUCCCUCCUCUUUUUCUUGCAAUCAUUCCUCUAGGGUUUUAUUUAUUUAUUUUGUUCAUUUUUAUUGGUGUUAAUAUCAGUUACUAGGAGGCAACAUGAAGUUCAUCGUGGGCAUUGGCGGUGUCACAAAUGGUGGAAAAACAACUUUAACCAACCAGCUAAUUAAAUGUUUACCCAAUUGCUGUGUGGUACACCAGGAUGAUUUCUUCAAACCCCAAGAUCAGAUACAAGUUAUAGAUGGAUUUAAGCAGUAUGAUGUUAUCACUGCGCUGGAUAUGGAAGCGAUGAUGGAUACCAUUAAUGCUUGGAGGAAAGACCCAGUUAAAUUUGAACGCUCGCAUGGCAUUAACAACAAUAUGGACACAGCGGAGGAAGUUGAGAAGAGUGAAAAGAUUCACAUUCUCAUUGUGGAAGGCUUCCUCCUCUAUACAUACAAACCACUUAUUGAUGUAUUCACUCAAUGCUACUUUCUUACCAUACCCUAUGAAGAAUGCAAGAAGAGGAGGAGCUCCAGAAACUACACUAUCCCAGAUCCACCGGGACUUUUUGAUGGUCAUGUGUGGCCAAUGUACAUUAAACAUAAGAAUAAAAUGGAAGCACUAAAUGUGAAUGUUGAACAAUUGGAUGGAACAGAAUCAAAGGAACAGUUGUUGAACAGGGUGUCUGCAGAUAUCUUGAAUUUGAUAAACAAGGUGUGAAUGAAAAUGUGAAUUGUAUUUGAACGCUACUACAAAACAUGCCUUAAUAAAUAUUUUUAUUUUUGAUGUUC